Molecule: messenger RNA, 516 nt
Organism: Eimeria tenella
Lineage: Eukaryota; Apicomplexa; Conoidasida; Eucoccidiorida; Eimeriidae
Exons: 2
Source: RefSeq, a predicted model, not a curated record
AUGGCUGAUGCUUAUGCAGAGCACGUAGCAGCAGCAGUAGCAGCAGAACCCGGAGCAGCAGAGCGAGCUGAGCAGCAGCAGCAGGAGCAGCAGCAGGAGCAGCAGCUGGAGCAGCAGCAGGAGCAGCAGCCAGAGCAGCAGCAGGAGCAGCAGCAGGAGCAGCAGGAGCUACAGCAAGUGCAGCAAGAGCCGCACGCUCUUGUGCUGUUUCUAUGGCAGCGAAGAGUAGGCACAGUGCUGCUGCUGCCGCUGCUGCUGCAGCAAUACGUGGCGCCGCUGCUGCAGCAGCAAGACAAAGAGCUGCUGUCACUACACAGCGCUGCCUUCCGCCCGCGAGCUUUCCUGCUGCAGAAGCCCGCGCCGUUGCAGCAGCAGCAGCGGCAGGACCGGGCGACGAAGCGCCAGCAGCAGCAGCAGCAACUGCAGCAGCAGCAGCAGCUGCUGCUGCAACAGCGGCAGGCGGAAGAAGUCCGUUGCUUCCCAGUUCUUCAAAGGGUCUAUCUGUCUCAGCUGCAG